GUAAUGGCUGCCUGAUGGAGUAAGUGAAUUUAGUUGCUCCGUCUCUUCUGCUUUCAAUUUGACCAUAACGUUGAGACGUCUGAGUUAAAAAUGGUUUAUAUUCACCCUAAGACGAAAUCUAACAGUGUGAAGUGAUUAACCAAUAUUUGAGGUUGAAGCCUUUUCGGUGCCCUGCUGGUCAUAGCGAUGAAGGCGCGUGUGGAGGCGGUGCUGAACGUGGGUCUUCGGAUCCCCAGCAUCAUGCUGCUGGAUGUGCUGUACCGCUGGGACGUCAGCUCCUUCUUCCAGAAGAUCCAGAGGAGCAGUCUCAACAAUAACCCUCUCUUCCAGUACAAAUAUAUUGCCCUGUACCUGCAUUAUGUCGGCUACAUCCUCAGUCUGGUGUUGUUGACUUUACCCCGGCAGCAUCUGGUGCAGCUCUACCUCUAUGUGCUCACAGCUUUUCUGCUCUUCGCUGGGCACCAGCUCUCCAGGGAUUAUGUACGUGGAGAGCUGGACUCGGGUUACGAGGGACCCCUCUACCUGGAGCCACUGUCCAUGAACCGCUUUACCACGGCACUCAUUGGUCAGGUCGUGGUGUGUACGCUGUGUUCCUGCGUCAUGCAGACCAAACAGAUCUGGCUGUUUUCUGCACACCUGCUCCCUCUAGUGGCUAGACUGUGCCUCGUGCCCCUGGAGACCAUCGUCUUCAUCAACCGCUUUGCUAUGAUCUUCACCGGUCUGGAGGUGCUCUACUUCAUCGCCUCCAACCUACUGGUGCCAUACAAUCUGGCCAAAACUGCCUACAGAGAGCUGGUGCAGGUGGUGGAGGUGUAUGGUUUGCUGGCUCUGGGCAUGUCUCUGUGGAAUCAGCUGGUUCUGCCUGUUCUCUUCAUGUGCUUCUGGCUGGUGCUGUUUGCACUGCAGAUCUACACCUACUUCAGCACACGGGACCAGCCGCCCUCCCGAGAGAGGCUGCUCUUCCUGUUCCUCACCAGUAUCGCUGAGUGCUGUAGUACUCCUUACUCUCUGCUGGGGCUGGUCUUCACUGUGUCUUUUGUGGCGCUGGGCGUCCUCACCCUCUGCAAGUUCUACCUACAGGGUUACAGAGCUUUCAUGAAUGACAACACCAUGCACAGGGGCAUGACGGAGGGUAUCACUCUGCUGAUCUUGGCUGUUCAGACUGGGCUCAUUGAGCUGCAGGUCAUUCACAGAGCUUUCCUCCUCAGCAUCAUCCUCUUUGUUGUGGUGGCUUCCAUCCUGCAGUCCAUGCUGGAGAUCGCCGACCCCAUAGUUCUGGCACUGGGGGCCUCCAGAGACAAGAGUCUGUGGAAGCACUUCCGAGCAGUGAGUCUGUGUCUUUUCCUGCUGGUCUUCCCUGCUUACAUGGCUUACAUGAUCUGCCAGUUCUUCCGCAUGGACUUCUGGCUGCUCAUAAUCAUCUCCUCCAGCAUCCUCACGUCACUGCAGGUUCUUGGCACCCUUCUGAUCUAUAUCCUCUUCAUGGUGGAGGAGUUUCGUAAGGCUCCUGUUGAGAACAUGGAUGAAGUCAUCUACUGUGUCAAUGGGACCUACCGGCUCCUGGAGUUCCUGGUGGCUGUCUGCGUGGUGGCCUACGGUGUUUCAGAGACCCUGUUUGGAGAAUGGACUGUAAUGGGCUCCACCAUCAUCCUGGUUCAUUCCUACUAUAACGUGUGGCUAAGGGCCCAGCUGGGCUGGCAGAGCUUCCUGUUGCGCAGAGAUGCAGUUCACAAGAUCCAAAGCAUGCCCACUGCUUCCACAUUACAACUCCAGCAACAUAAUGACAUCUGUUCUAUCUGCUUUCAGGAUAUGAAGUCUGCUGUCAUCACGCCAUGCAGCCACUUUUUCCACGCUGCCUGCUUAAAAAAGUGGCUGUACGUGCAAGAAACGUGUCCUCUGUGCCACGGGCAGCUCAAGAGCCAGUUACAGCCAACUAGCUCUCCAGGUGCCACCACCCAAGGCACUCCACCAGCCAAUCAGAACCCAGCAGAGGUGGAACAGGAGCAGGGUGAACCACAGGUUGAGUUGGACACUGAGGAAGGCACCCAAGCAAAAAACCCUCCUCCCGUAAAAACUUCAGCCAAGACAGAGCUUGGAACGGACUUGCUAUCAGGGAGAUCAAAAAUCCAGCCUAAAGAAUGUGAUGUAGCGGCAGAGGGCAGCGCCGAGCCAGUUGGUGAUUUGGAUGAUGGUUCGUGCAGCACAUCACAUGUCCAUUCCUCUUCAUGAGCACAUGCCAAGCCUACCUUCAACUCUUAUCAGCCUGUUAGGUGUCGCCAAAAACAUUUCAAAUUGCCAAUGUUGACGACUCCAUUAGAAGAUGGUUAAAGGGAUGGUUUACCUUUUUUAAAAUAAAAGUUCUGUCAUCAUUUACUCACACUCUUGACGUUCCAAAGCCUUUUUGUGGAACACAAAAGGAGAUAUUUAGAAGUUAUUUUCCAUAUAAUGUAAAGGGGACAAAGGCUGUUAAAUGAGAGCUUGUUUCCACCAUAGAAUAAAAAAUAGUUGCAACUGUUUAUCUGAAAAUUUUGAUUUUCUCACAAUUCUAGGAAAAAAAAUUGCAGAAUUGCAAAAU
This is a messenger RNA of Sinocyclocheilus rhinocerous, 2575 nucleotides long. RefSeq names its product RING finger protein 145. Gene Ontology annotation, cellular component: endomembrane system. The transcript has 11 exons. Gene Ontology annotation, biological process: proteasome-mediated ubiquitin-dependent protein catabolic process; ERAD pathway. The record is from RefSeq and is a predicted model, not a curated record. NCBI's taxonomy places the organism in Eukaryota, Metazoa, Chordata, Actinopteri, Cypriniformes, Cyprinidae. The coding region runs from base 187 to 2229 and encodes 680 amino acids. Gene Ontology annotation, molecular function: ubiquitin protein ligase activity; zinc ion binding.